CCCGAGCUGGGGCGCUGGGAGCCGCGCGAGGCCGUGCGCCUGCGGCCGGCGGGGGCGGCGGGCGCGCGGGCGCUGCCCGAGCCGGGCCUGUGGCUGGCGGAGGUGGAGCUGGCGGCCGAGGCGGCGGCGCGGGACGGGGCGGAGCCGGGCCGCGUGGACACGUUCUGGUACAAGUUCCUGAAGAGGGCGCCCGGCGGGGAGCUCUGCUGGGAAGGCAAUGGGCCUCACCACGACCGUUGCUGCACUUAUAAUGAAAACAACUUGGUGGAUGGCGUUUAUUGUCUCCCAAUAGGACACUGGAUCGAGGCCACCGGGCACACCAAUGAGAUGAAGCACACGACAGACUUCUAUUUUAAUAUUGCAGGCCACCAAGCCAUGCAUUAUUCAAGGAUUCUACCAAAUAUCUGGCUGGGUAGCUGCCCUCGCCAAGUGGAGCACGUAACCAUCAAACUGAAGCAUGAAUUGGGGAUUACAGCUGUGAUGAACUUCCAGACCGAAUGGGAUAUUGUGCAGAAUUCCUCAGGCUGUAACCGCUACCCAGAACCCAUGACCCCAGACACGAUGAUUAAGUUAUAUAAGGAAGAAGGCUUGGCCUACAUCUGGAUGCCGACCCCAGAUAUGAGCACUGAAGGCCGAGUGCAGAUGCUGCCCCAGGCGGUGUGCCUCCUGCACGCGCUGCUCCAGAAUGGACACACCGUGUACGUGCACUGCAACGCCGGGGUGGGCCGGUCCACGGCGGCCGUCUGCGGCUGGCUCCAGUACGUGAUGGGCUGGAACCUGCGGAAGGUGCAGUACUUCCUCAUGGCCAAAAGGCCCGUAGUGUACAUUGACGAAGACGCCUUGGCCCGGGCAGAAGAAGAUUUUUUUCAGAAAUUUGGGAAGGUUCGUUCUUCCCUAUGUAGUGUGUAGGUGACCCAUCGGCCCCCCUUCCCUCCCAGUUUCCUUGCUUAGUAAGCCUAGGGUGAUGUUAGUAAAGUGACCUAGAAACAAAGAUUCUCCCUGAACUGAAAAGAUUGGCUGCCGACAUCUCCCCCAACCUGCCACCUUUCGUCUGGGGCUGACUUUCUGUUACGCUUUGGUUGGGCUGUAUCUUCUUUGAACUCUCUUACAAAGGAAGCUGUGACUGACACAUGAGAAAAGGCCACAAGCGGCUGGGCCAUGCAGUGUUGUUCUAGUGUCAGACAGAAAGGUGAUGCGUGCGGUUCCUGCUGCCCGCAGGCAGACCAGCACUCUGCUUUACCGGCACUGCGUUUGUGGUGCUGUGAAUUCACAACUGCACUUUCUUGUUGCGUUGUAACGUGGCUUGUAGAAGAAAAGAUGGGGAGUUAUGUAGACUUCAUCACUUGUGGGUGUGCCUGUGCAAACACACACAUGCACGGCUUUUCUGCUGAACUGAAAUGAAACUAUAAGAUGAGAGUUGCCAUUCAACUCUCAGUCAGUUGCCAAAGAAUGGAAUAAGAAGGGGAGUCUGGAUUAUGACAAAGUAAGAGCUUAACACGACCGAAAAGCAGUGGCUUUCUGGACUUUGUUUUUGCAACCUGCUCCAACAGUUAAAGUCUGUCCCAAGGCGUCACCUUCCUGAUCUACCCAAUGACCCUGUGUGACACCCAAAGUAGAGUUAUCUGUUUUAAUUGAAGCUCAGUAAGCAUAGAGAGCUUGCCCAAGGUCUGGAAGGACGAGCUGGAGUUUAUAAUCCAUGUUUAUUUGACUCAGUACUUUUCCAACACAACUUGUUGUUUUUCCAGCGUAUUGUAGUGGAUUCCGUUCCCUCUCUCAGAGUCAAGUCGAUAUUUCUGCAGCAGUUUCUACAGUGAGAAAUGGAACACUGUUCUGAUCAGUUGCCAAAGAAUUUAGGAAGUAAUUAUAUUUUGUACAACCUAAUUUAAAACACGGUGGGCUGUAUCGAGGCCAAAGUGGCCUGAGCCAUAGCUCAUGGGAGGAGCUGUAUUAACACAACAGCCCAAAGAGCCCAGAGCCAUAGGUCAUUGUUCUGCGGCUUAUGAGCCAUCCUGGCUCAGCCCCCGACUGAAUACAAUACACAGUCACUGCACCUCCAGAAUAUGCAAUUCACUACUCUGGGUUCUACAGGAAGCAUCAAGAUGAACGAGCCUGUGCCUUCCAAAAGCUGAGAGCCUAGAGACAGCCCUGGGUUCAGUGAACUAUAAAGCAGGCUUGAACCGCAAAUGAUACUAGGAUAGGAGGAGACGUGACUUUUAUCUUGUGCCUCUAUGUGCUAGGUACUUCACAUUCUGAUCCGAUUUAAUCUUCACAGUACCCUCUGGGGGAGGUUUCGUUAUCUCCAUGUAUAGAUGAAGAAGCUCAGGCUCAGAGAGGUUGGACACAGGAUAAGUUCCAGUGGAGCUCAGAGGAGGGAGAGAUGCCUUAUACCUGGGCCUCGGGGAAGAUGGCAUGGAUUUGGGCUGAGAUGGCUGGACAGGACAUGUUUCUUCUGCAGUUUUGCAAAGUUAAAUUUAUAAGCCAGGAUUGAAUAAUGUGAAGUCCAACUCGUUUGCUAAAAAUAGCUAUUAUAUUAAAGUAACCCAUCCAUAGUCAUAAUGUGUUGGGUAAAAUUUAAUUUUAAAAACAGAAUAUUUCUAACUAAUUAUAUCCAUUUGUGAGUGUGUGAAUUUCCUUAAUGCCUAAGAAGUCCAGCUAUGUAAUUUCCACUGUGGAAAGACCUUUUUGGGUGGAUUUUUCCCUUUUUGCUCUGAUAGAUAAAAUCAGCUUUGGGCUAUUAAAGAAUGUUCUGGAAUAACCUCUCUCAUCCUCAGUGAAUGGCAUGUCCAGUGUAUUUCAAAAUCACCUGGAACUUUUGCUAAAUAAAAGCUUUAAAAAUGA
Equus quagga is the source of this 2838-nucleotide messenger RNA. It is a transcript of the gene EPM2A, whose product is annotated as EPM2A glucan phosphatase, laforin. The record is from RefSeq and is a predicted model, not a curated record. NCBI's taxonomy places the organism in Eukaryota, Metazoa, Chordata, Mammalia, Perissodactyla, Equidae. Gene Ontology annotation, cellular component: nucleus; cytoplasm. Gene Ontology annotation, biological process: protein dephosphorylation. Gene Ontology annotation, molecular function: protein tyrosine phosphatase activity; protein tyrosine/serine/threonine phosphatase activity; carbohydrate phosphatase activity. The transcript has 4 exons. The annotation marks the transcript as partial.